UUUUGCAAUGCUAGGCAACCAGGACGCCAAACAAGCGCGUGCGGAUGCAGCAGCGUUUUUUGUAAACAAAGCAGCUGCUUUUGAGAUUUUUAUGGCUGGAAAAAAGAAGGAAGUUAGCUUACAGGUGUCCAUCAGUAACGACGAACAAUGGGGCGAGAUGCUGGCCAUCAAAGGGUUAACAGUGGUGGACGUGUUCCAGCAGUGGUGUGGACCGUGUCGUGCCGUCGUCAGCCUGUUCAGAAAAGUAAAAAAUGAGUUGGGAGAUGACCUGCUGCAUUUUGCCAUAGCAGAAGCUGACAGCAUUGAAGCACUAGAGAAGUACAGAGGAAAAUGUGAGCCCACCUUCCUGUUCUAUGCUGGUGGGGAGCUUGUGGCUGUGUUGCGAGGGGCGAACGCUCCUCUCCUGCAGAAAAUGAUAGUGGAGGAACUGGCCAAAGAGAAAAAGGUGCUCGAGCAGGACAUUAAGCGAAUUGCGGUGAAGGAUGAUGGACUGAUUGAUGAAGAAGAAGUGCAAGAGGAAACAGAAGCUCAUGAACAUUAUGAGGAUGCUCUUGUGCCUGCUAACAGGUCUUACACAUUGGGAAUCAUUAAGCCAGAUGUUGUUGCACAUGGGAAGACAGAUGAGAUUAUUAUGAAGAUUCAGGAUGCAGGCUUUGAGAUCCUGGCUCAUGAGGAGCGCACACUGAGCGAGUCAGAGGCUCGGGAGUUUUAUCGGCACAAAGCAGCAGAGCCAUACUUUCAGGAGUUGAUCCGCUUCAUGUCCAGUGGCCCCUCCCAUGUUCUGGUCAUUUCUAAUCCUGAGGGUACUGAUGAUGUCAUCUCAGCCUGGCAGGCAUUCCUGGGACCAGCAGGUAUAGAAGAGGCCAAGAGAGAGCAUCCAGAGAGUCUGCGAGCUCAGUAUGGAACUGAGGAUCUCUUCAAUGCUCUUCACGGCAGUCGUGAUAGCGAGGAGGCUGGUAGGGAGCUGGCCUUCUUCUUCCCCAACUUCGGACCUCCAGAACCGGAACCGACGCCUGUGGAGAGGACGCUGGCACUCAUUCGGCCUGACGCAGCCAGAGAAAACAGAGAUGAGAUCCUAGCAAGGAUCCAUGAGGCAGGAUUUACAGUGGCCAAUCAGAAGGAGGUGACACUAACAGAGGAACAGGUUCACCAAUUCUAUGGUCAGCACCAAGAUGAGGAAAACUUCCAAGCCCUCCUCACUAACAUGACCAGUGGCCCUGUGCUGGCUCUGGUCCUGGCCAAACAGGGGGCUGUGGAGCUCUGGAGAAAUCUGCUGGGACCCAAAGACCCAACACAGGCAAAGCAGGAACAACCAGACAGCCUGCGAGCUCAGUUCACAGGGGAGAGCGAGUGUGUGAACCAGCUGCAUGGAAGCGGGAGCGUGGAAGCGGCUGAGCGAGAGAUCAGCUUCUUUUUCCCUACAGAGUGCACACUGGCUGUUAUCAAACCCGACACUUCAGAGGAGCUCAGAGAGGAGAUCUUGGGGGAGAUCCGAGCUGCAGGAUUCACCAUCUCUUGGCAGAAGGAGAUGGUUUUGACCAGGGAGAUGGCUGAGGAAUUCUACAAACAGCACAGGGACAAGCCAUUCUUCAGCUAUUUAGUGGACUACAUGUGUCGUGGUCCGUGUACAAUGCUGAUUCUGUCUAAAGAGAAUGCAGUAGAGGAGUGGAGGAAGAUGAUGGGCCCUGCUGACCCCAGUAAGGCUAAAGAGACAGCACCAGGAUCGCUGAGAGCUCGCUUUGCUAAGGACGUCCUGGAGAAUACUGUGCAUGGUUCAUCCAGCUCACAGCACGCACAGGAGAAAAUACAGCUCCUCUUCGGGGAGAUCAGCUCAGAGAGUCAAGUUAUCAGUACGGGAGAUGAUGAUGAGCCAAAUCCGUUAGAAACAGAAGAAAGCUUUGCAGAGCUGAAGAACCUCCAGACAUCGAGAUCACCCUCAUUUAGUGAACUACAGAACCAAACUGAGCCAAAAAGUGAAGAAGCUGUGAGAAGUACAUCUUUGAGCCCAGAAGCCACUGAGACCCAUCCAGCAUCUUCAGAAAAAACCUUGGAUUUACCUGAGCAGAAGGAAGAUGGUAAUGCAGGAGAACAGCCUCCCACUUUGGAUCUUCAGGGCCAGUCUUCAGACAGAGUGGAGGAGUCCUGAACAGAUGACAAGCAUUGUGCUUCAUCAUACAUGAUAUGACCAAAAGUUUACCAUCACACCCAUAUGUGUGCUUCUCCAAACUUUUGCCACAAAGUUGGAAGCAGACAAUUGUAUCGAACGACUUUGUUUGCUGUAGCAUUACAGUUUCCAUUCACUGGAACUAAGAGGCCCAAACCUGUUCCAGCAUGACAAUGCCCCUGUGCACAAAGAGAGCUCCAUGAAGACAUGGUGUGCCAAGGUUGGAGUGGAAGAACUCGAGUGUCCUGCACAGAGCCCUGACCUCAACCCCACUGAACACCUUUGGGAAUGUUAAUGUGCCCCAGGCCUCCUUGCCUGACCUCACUAAAGCUCUUGUGGCUGAAUGAGCACAAAUCCCAACAGCCACACUCCAAAAGCUAGUGGAAAGCUUUUCCAGAAGAGUGGAGGUUAUUAUAACAGCAAAAGGGGGACUAGAUCUGGAAUGCGAUGUUCAAUAAGCACAUAAUGGUGUGAUUGGUCAAGUGUUCAUAAACUUCUGGCCAUAUAAUGUAUCAUCAUAGCAUAAGUAGAUGGAACCUCUCUGGCAGCUCAGAUAAAUGUGACCAAAUGAUGACCCUAUGAAGUUUAUAUUUUGCGGUGGUAUUAUGUCAUAGGAUAUUAUCAUUAUCAUUUUUAAAAAUUGUGUGACUUUCUUCUAAUAGGUAGAAAGCAACCCCAAGCUGUGGCCUACGAGACUGUCAGAUCAUUUAGAUGCAAUAAACAUUUCUGAAGAACGCA
Molecule: messenger RNA, 2902 nt
Organism: Pangasianodon hypophthalmus (striped catfish)
Lineage: Eukaryota; Metazoa; Chordata; Actinopteri; Siluriformes; Pangasiidae
Gene: nme9
Product: NME/NM23 family member 9
Exons: 19
Coding region: 8-2146 (712 amino acids)
Biological process (GO): UTP biosynthetic process; CTP biosynthetic process; GTP biosynthetic process
Molecular function (GO): nucleoside diphosphate kinase activity
Source: RefSeq, a predicted model, not a curated record